GUUCGACGCCGCUUUAACUGCCAGGGUUCAAUGCCAUGGAGACCUGAGAGUUGUAGCUAUUCAUAUGAACCCGGAAGUAUUGGAGCUGUCUGAUUUAUCUACACUAAGUCUAUGCGUCCGACCCUUCUUCGGCAGAGAUGGACGAAGAGAGAUAGAGAUGUGGUCUGAAAACAUGUGCCUGUCCAGUCUGUCCAGAGAAAUCUUGCAACAUCCUCUUAGAAAUCCAACUGAUUUAUUUCAUUCUGGGCAUAUUGUAAAAAUAUGUGCGCCUAUGGUUCGAUAUUCGAAAUUAUCUUUCAGAACUUUGGUCAGGAAGUACAACUGUGAUUUAUGCUACACUCCAAUGAUUGUUGCCGCUGAUUUUGUCCGAUCCGAGAAAGCUAGACACAGUGAAUUUACAACAAACCAAGGUGAUCGCCCUCUGAUUGUUCAGUUUGCUGCUAAAGAAGCACAAGUUCUAGCAGAUGCUGCUUGUAUUGUCAGUCCUUUUGCAGAUGGCAUAGACCUAAACUGUGGCUGUCCACAGAGGUGGGCUAUGGCAGAAGGUUACGGUGCAUGUUUAAUAAAUAAACCAGAACUUGUCCAAGAUAUGGUGAAAUUAGUAAAAAAUCAAGUGGAAAAUCCCUUGUUUUCAGUGUCCAUUAAGAUAAGGAUUCACGAUGAUUUAAAAAGAACCAUAGAUCUAUGUCAAAAAGCUGAAGCAGCUGGAGUAUCCUGGAUUACUGUCCAUGGGAGAAAUGUAGAAGAAAGACAUCAGCCAGUACACUGUGAUGCAAUUAAAAUAAUUAAGGAAAGUGUGUCUAUACCAGUGGUAGCUAAUGGUGAUAUGAAAUCUUUAAAAGAUGUGGAGGACGUCCAUCAGAUAACAGGAACAGAUGGCUUGCCCAAAAAGAUGACGUUUCAGUGGACGGCCGUGGCAGCCUUCCUCUAUGCCGAGAUCGCGAUCUUGUUGAUCCUCUGCUUGCCAAUCAUUUCCCCCGUAAGAUGGCAAAAGGUGUUUACUAUCCGUAUAUGGAGCAAACUUGCAAACUAUUGGAACAAGGCAUUCCUUACUAUCAUAGUUCUAUUAAUUGUUUUAUUUCUUGAUGCAGUAAGAGAAGUGAGGAAGUACUCCAGUCUCCAGUCAAGUGACAAAACUACACACACAUCAUCGCCCAAUGCAUUUGAUCAUAUUCAAAUGAAACUUUUUAGAGCACAGCGGAAUCUUUAUAUCUCUGGAUUCUCCCUUUUUCUUUGGCUUGUACUGAGACGUACUGUUUCACUUAUCACUAUGUUGGCAAAAGAAAUGAAAGUCCAGAUGAAUCUAGAAACAGAAAUAGCAAGCACCAGUACAAACGCUAAGAAAUACUUGGAAGAAAACGAAAAGCUGCAGAAAGCACUGAAAUUUAAAAAGACUUGUAACAGUGAAAGUUUAUCUGAUGCAGAAAAUGAACAAAUGAAGCAAGAAGUGCAAAACUUGAAAGCAGAAUUAAAGAAAAUGUCACAUGCUCUCACGCAGAAAUCAGAUGAAAUGUGUGAAGUUAAAAAGCAGUGUGAACACCUUAAGAGAGAAUAUGAUCACCUCGCAAAAGAACACCACAAAAUGCUGGACCACCAGCAUGAAAAACCUAAAAAGAAAGCCCUAUAGAUGCCUUAUGAGACAUUGGCUUUUAAUAAAUAAUAUGCCUCAGUGUGCACUGUCUCUUGUUCAUAGCUUUACACUUCAAGGCUAUGUGAGGGAAAGCCUUACUUUCUUUCAAGAAAAAUGCACUAGCGUUCGUUGCUGAAAUUCUAUAGAUAAAUGUUGGUUGCCAAACAUUAUAUUUUGCAAUGAAAAUAAUGGCCAAAAGACAAAUCUGCUUUAGUCGUGCCUGAGACCCAGGGAAUUGUUGCCUCUUCUUGGUUUAAAAAAUGCCUAUGGCUCACUGCAGAUUCCUGUGGCAUAUCAUAAAUUGCAUUUAGUUACAAAAGAGAUUUGACUUAUCUCAUGGUUAGCUGCUGUUAAAAAAAGUCUGCACUUUGCUUGGGUGAACAAAAACAUCUGUGUGGUUAUUUAGAUUUAUACUGGCGAGUGAUGUACCAGAAAUAUAGUAUGAUGUAUCUUUCAUUACUACAAAAAACAUAUUAAAGCAUUUUCAAAUAGAAAUUGCCACUUAAAGUAACUGUUCAGCAGAAACUCACCACUGAACAUAAAAACUGGAGAUAACUAGGUUGCUGUGAGUCUUUUGGGCUGUAUGGCCAUGUUCCAGAAGCUUUAUCUUGACGUUUCGCCCACAUCUGUGGCAGGCAUCUUCUGAGGUUGUGAGGUAUGUUGGAAACUAAGCAAGGGAGGAUUAUAUAUCUGUAUAAGAUCCAGGGUGGGAGAAAGACUCUUUUCUGUUGGUGGCAGGUGUGGAUGUUGUAAUUAAUCACCUUGAUUAGCAUUUGAUGGCCCUGUGGCCUCAAGGCCUGGCUUCUUCCUGUCUGGGAGAAUCCUUUGUUUGGAGGUGUUAGCUGUCCCUGAUUGUUUCAUGUCUGUAAUUUCUCUGUUUUCUGAGUGUUGUUCUUUAUUUACUGUUCUGAUUUUAAAGUUCUUUUUUAAUACUGGUAGCCACACCUGCCUCCACACAUGCCUCCACCAGAAAAGAGUUCUUUCUCCCACCCUGACCAUAAACAGAUAUAUAAACCUCCCUUGCCUAGUUUCCAACAUACCUCACAACCUCUGAGGAUACCUGCCACAGGUGUGGGCGAAAUGUCAGGAGAGAAAGCUUCUAGAACAUGGUCAUACAGCCCGAAAGACUCAAAGCAACCCAGUGAUUCUGGCCAUGAAAGCCGUCAACAAUACACUGGAGAUAACUGUUGAUUAUAUUACAGACUUUACAAAUUAUAUCAAACAAUAAUAUAAACCCACUGAACCAAAGUUUGGAUACUGUUUUAAUGGGUCUGCUCUGUAUAGACUGAAAUUUUGAUUUAGGUCCACGUGCUUAGUUGUACAGAUAUGUACAUUUGAGUUUUCCUUCCCCCCCACCCAAUUAAUUUUUUGAUUUCUUUGUGUACAAAAAUUAUACAUCUGAAAACAGAUUUGUAUACAAUUUACAAACCAGGAUUGUGCUUUGCAAGUUAUAUACAAAUGUUUACAGUAUAUGUAUCAGUUUAAGUGGAAAUAUAUCCCUCAUGAAUAGAAGGAAGAAGAGCUUUUUAAAAACUUCCUAGUAGAGAAAAGCAACAAGACAGUGUUUUUGCCCAUUCCCUUCUCCUCUCUGCCUGCCAUGCUCUGGAAGCACCCUCAGCCAUCCAGCACCACUUUUUAGGAGGCCUAGGGAACGAGUGGCAAGAAGAAAUUGGUGAGUUGACCCCCUUCUUCUAUUGCUGGGAGAAUGCUGGCAAAGUCUAGCUCAUUAUUUGCUGCUGAAAGAUUCACCUUUUAUGCAUUUUAUUUGAAUGUGAAUUUGUUAAUAAAGAUAUUACUUAAGCUUCA
Messenger RNA from Anolis carolinensis (green anole), 3436 nucleotides. It is a transcript of the gene dus4l, whose product is annotated as dihydrouridine synthase 4 like. Gene Ontology annotation, cellular component: endoplasmic reticulum membrane; endoplasmic reticulum. Bases 65 to 1627 code for a protein of 520 amino acids. Gene Ontology annotation, biological process: intracellular protein transport; tRNA processing; endoplasmic reticulum to Golgi vesicle-mediated transport. The transcript has 14 exons. The record is from RefSeq and is a predicted model, not a curated record. Gene Ontology annotation, molecular function: flavin adenine dinucleotide binding; tRNA dihydrouridine synthase activity. NCBI's taxonomy places the organism in Eukaryota, Metazoa, Chordata, Lepidosauria, Squamata, Anolidae.